AUGAUUCGUCAGGUGCUGCAAAAUGACAAAGUACGAGCGAUUACAUGGUCGGAAUCACGACCAGAUUUGUUGGCGAUUCAGUACUUCCAGCAUCCAACAGAAUUCCGAUCGAUUGAAGGAGGAGCAGAGAAUACAAGUGUUGCCCACAUGGACGUAACGGUUGUACCCGCAUGGGUGAGUGCAGCUCCAGUAGGGACGUCGUUCGCUAAGGGAGGCCGUAUGGCAACACACUAUCGUGAAUGGGAUGAUGCCAAGCAGAUGUGGCGUUACAGUGUUGAAGUGAAGAAGUUGCCAGUCGAUGAAGCACUGUAUCAGUCCGCUAUGGAAUUACAAAAUGCUCAAGAAAGCAACGGAUAUGGGUCGUACUGUGAGGAUCGGGCUCAUGGAACCGACGACCGUAAUCUACAAGUUUUGUGGACGUUCCUUGCUGCACUGAGCAACAAGCAAGGCCGGCGAGAAUUUGUGCGGAUUCUCGGAUUCGGAGAGACUGAGCAGUUAACAAAGGAAUCGCGCGAAUCAAGAACAUCAGUAACAUCGAACGAAGUAACGCAACUUACGAAUAUCAUGUCAUCCGUGAAUUAUUCGUCUCCAAGACAAAAUGGCGAUGAAGGACAUUCGGAAUCCGAUGGUGACUCAUUGAGUGGAGAGGUAUUCGCACGACAGCCGGAUUUGGAUUGGAAUCAAUUAGAUGCGAAUUCCUGGUCAAUGCUGGACAUGUUGAUCGAUGACGGGGAUGGAGAAGUGCUAGACCAAUUACUUAAUCACAAAGAUUAUGCCAUGGCAUUUUUGCUUGCACGCGACAAUGCAAGUCUAACACAUCGUGUUGCUGAGAGGUUUAUUGCAGAAAAAUUGUCAGCUCCACAACGACUUCUAUCACUCAUAGCCACGGAGAGCUUUGAGCAGCUUAUUGACGCGUUCCCACGAGAACACUGGUCACGUCUGCUAGCUCUUAUAUUAACGAGAACUGACCGAGCUCAACUAGUCAAUAUCAUGCGGAAGAUCGCCAAAAAAUGGGCUGAAGGUCCGGAUUCUGUUCAUGCAGCACUCGCGGCAGUUCUAGCUCAAGAUGUGGAUCUCCUUCUAGCUGCAAACCGGUGUUAUUCUCUAGAAGAAAGGAUAAAGCAAGCGAUAGUCUUGAGGUCCCUAACUGGAGCUGCAGUGAAUGAGGAGUUUGAAAAGCUUCUCUAUGGCUACUGCGAAAAACUUAUCGAUGGUGGAGUCAGUGAUGUUGCAUGGAAAACGUUGAACAGCUUGAAGAUCAAGGAUGAGCGUUUGUUGGAGCUCCGCCGUGACCUCUUUUCAAUAUGUGGUGGAGAGGAACGGACUAUGACGAAAGAACCGGAGAAACCGCGAUCGGAACAUAUCCAAGCAAUUAAUAGAGCUCUACGGCCUUCGCGCCCUCAACAGCAGAGCUCGAUGUUUUCUCCAACCUCCGCCACUUCAGCAUCGUCACCGCCGACGUUCUCUCACUCAACUCAACCGUAUCGACAGCCUUUCAAUUCCGUACAGCAACCUGGCAUGCCACCUAUGCCUCCUUCAUUCUCAAACCAACCAUAUCCCACCUACGGCCAUACCCAACCUGUGCCCGGCCCUCCACCGAUUCCCAGCUAUCAACAACCUCCUCUUCCUCCGACCGCUUACGCCCCCACUCCAACUCCACCUGUACCUGGACCUCCACCUGUCCCUGGCUUCCAACCGUCCACAACAGCUUCAGUAUAUGGUCAACCACCUGUAAUACCUGGUUUCAAUCCAGUUCAAACUCCAAUACCGCCUCCGCCAGUAGCACCUGCACCAUUCACAAAUAUGCCUAGCAAUAACUACAAUUAUACGACAAACCGUUCACAACCAACUUAUGCUCCAUCUCCUUCGAACAUGCCUACGCAGGAGUAUUCAUCGGACAAUAACUUUCAGAAGAGCUCGACAGUCUCGCCAACUGGAGGAAGCAGUGGGGAUGCUAAGGAGUUCUCAACUCAAGGAUGGAACGAUCCACCACCGCUGACAACACGUAAACCUACUCCUCCUGCAGCACCGGUGUUUGAGGUGAAUUGGAAGCCGCUCGAACAGCCACCGAUAACUCUACCAAAUGGUCUACCUGGUGUGACUAGUGGUGCUCCCGUACGUCCCCCUUCAAGUGCUUCUUCACAUCAUCAGCAAGAGCAUCGUGAAAUACCACAAGUAGCGCUAUCGCCUGAGGACCAAGCAAUUAUGGACCGAUUCUAUCAGCUGAUAAACUCCAUCCUAUCAGUGAAUCGGACGCCGGUCGCACUUCAUAAAGUAGAAGAAGCAAAAUCUCGACUUGGUUGUGAAUUAGCACCUAGGUUAGCCACUGGAAAGUUGUCGUUCGCCACUCGUAAAUUGUUAUGGCAGUGUUCCGAGCAGUCGGCUCAUGGGGACUAUCGUGGAGCAGUGGCGACAUGUGGACAAAUGGUCCGAUCUGGUGGAGAUUUUGUAGAGGUAUCAGCGUUUCUGCCAGCAUUGAAAUCACUGCUUUCGCUAGCACAGUCGACUUUUGCGAGUGACCAUGGAGUAGCAUGGAGGAUGAUGUCCACAGAAGGUAUUGCUAUGGAGCCGAAGUUUGGUAUGCUGGCCCCACGGGAAACUUGUGAACUGAAUAUCACCCGCGAGAAGGACCAAGCCGAGCGAAAUAUGGCUAAUGAUCGAGUAGGGAUCGAAUGGAUCAAGGCUCCUGCAGACAAACCGAAAGAUGAAGUGUGCGAAGAUUGGUUCGACGACGCUAAAAUAAUUCAUCGAAAAAAUUUCAGCAUUACUGAUGAAUAA
Molecule: messenger RNA, 2778 nt
Organism: Haemonchus placei
Lineage: Eukaryota; Metazoa; Nematoda; Chromadorea; Rhabditida; Trichostrongylidae
Source: the annotation of a GenBank genome assembly